Molecule: messenger RNA, 594 nt
Organism: Nylanderia fulva
Lineage: Eukaryota; Metazoa; Arthropoda; Insecta; Hymenoptera; Formicidae
Biological process (GO): cilium assembly
Cellular component (GO): ciliary basal body; axoneme
Source: RefSeq, a predicted model, not a curated record
AUGUCACGACGCGAGAUUCUCGCCCGCAAUCGUUACGAGUAUAUCGUCCUGCAACAUCGUUUCGACGAGAUAAAGUCGCUGCUGCGAAAUCUGGAAACCCUGGGGGAAGGAAUGACUGCCAUGGAUUAUGAGGUUUUAUCCAUCGCUCAUGUGAGUUACAAGGAUAAAUUGGACGAACGCGACAGAGAGCUAGAAAAAUUACGCAACAAAAUCGCUGAAGCGGUUAACGGAGUCGCUCACUACAAGGAAAAGGAGACAUGCCUCGCGGAGGACAUCGAGUUUGAAGAACGCGAAUUGGACGAGUAUCGUGAACGGACGGCCAGAGUUCGAGAGGACGUCAAUAAGCUCCAUUUAAUGCUGAGAGAUUUACGACAAGCUCAUGACGAGAGGAGGCUCGAAGGCGGGCUGCUGAUGGCUCCGCCUGUGCUGCGUGAGAUGGAGAGGACGAUAAAGUCGCUGGACGCCUUAAGGAAUGACAUUGAGAUAAUCAAGCGCGAGAUUCAGCAGUACGGCCCUGCAAAGAAGGAGAGGAAGAGGAAUAGUAAAGUAUUGGCAAUGUCGAUGAUGACACAAGGCGAACCGGGUCGUUCCUAA